GAACAAGUUGUCUGUGACCUGGGGUAAUAUCAAAAUACGCGAAGUACCGCACCGGAUCCAACGCUGCAGCUUUAUCACAGGGCCGUUACGACGGGCCGGCCCGCUGUGAGAUGGAAGCCACAACAGACACUGGGCUGACUGCAGUGGCUCGAAUCAUACGCACUGUAAGAUACGCCCGAGCGUCUUUGAAGAUCGGACGCGCCUUUGUGCAUGACCUCACCCGAUCCUCCAGGCUGAGACGGGGAUUCACGGGCUGCUAAUUCAGUAUACCCUCAUGAGCCCAGAACCGCAGAGCACACCAACAUUCCUGCCCAAGGAACAAGCCAUGCGCAAGGGCUUGAUCCCAACCCGGCAGAUACUUGGUAGGGUAAAAUUGCCACUCCAAGGCACCACCUCCACCCCCAAAAGCUACAACCCCACACAUAUUCAACUUCUACUCUCACCAACAAGUCUGCCCACGACAUUGCGGGCGCACUGCCCCCCGAAACCUUGCCCAGGUGCCUGGACAUGAUGCCCCGGGCGGACACGAUCUCGCCGCCACCAACAGCAGAAGCAGCCGCCAGCGCCGACCUGUUCUCCCGGCCCCGGCCACGGCCUCCCAGGUCGCCUUCCCAGGCUGCAAAGAUACGAGUUCAGAACAGGCGGCGUCAGUACCUGGAGAAUAACCCAAGCUACCUGUCCUCGGCGGACAACCAGCUUGCCGACCAGGAGCUCUACGACACCAUGAUCCGCAGAUUCCAAACGCCCGCCGAGCGCGAGGCAGAAACCCGUCGAAGGGGCUGGGGCAAGGUCCUCGAGACGUCGCUGAUGCGUGGCGAGGACCGCCUGGACAGGGUGGCCUCGUCCCUCUCAGGUGACAGGCCAGCGCCGGGGCCGGGGCGCUUUCAGCCCGCCUCAUCUUCUUCACCUCGUGCAGCAGUACCGUCGUCCACGGCGGGCGCGGGCGACAACCAAGGACCUGUCGCCGCCAGCACGGCAGCAGCAAACUUCACCAUCGACGCGGACCUCGCAGAAUCCGCACCCGCGACGAAGGAGGAGGGCCGCGCCGUGUGGGAGGACUUCCUGCGGGAACGAUUCAUACGCGGCGGGGAUGAUGAUUUUGACUACGGUCCAGUAGACAGGGAUGAGGGUCUUGAUGAGCUGGAGUCCCGGGACCGGGAGGAGGAGUGGUUCGACGGGGAGGAGCCGGGGUGGGCCAGCGACGGGAGUGAAGGUAGUGCUGGUAGCCCUGUGGCUGUCGGUGCGGACGGCGAGCCGAGCACGAGGAAAGGACCGAGGGAAAGGGUGUUGACUGGGCAGACUGGUAUCCAGGAUUACUGACGGAAGAUGGUCAAGAAUUGGGUACAGAUACCACAAGGCAAUGAGGAGAAAUCUAUAGCGAAGUAGGUGCACUUCUCCUGGAAUGUAGUUCGACAACCACAACAACGCCCACGUAUUACUGUCCCGGCUUCUCCUGCACAAUACGGUCCCCGUCAUAAUAUAUCUCCUUGACCUUGACGCUCCGCAGGUGAUCAACCCCGCCGCUGAGCUCACAGUCGUGGUGGAAGAGCCACCACCUGUCACCCCCCUCGGGGAACUCGACAACAGAGUGGUGCGUCGUCCACCCCAGCACAGGCUCCAGCAUACGGCCCCCGUACACAAAAGGUCCCAUGGGCGAGUCUCCCACCGCCCAGCACAGGUAGUGCGAGUCGCCCGUCGAGUACGAGAAGUAGUACUUGCCCUUGCGCUUGUGGCACCACGCCGCCUCGAAGAACCGCCGGUCAUGGUCAUCAGCCGCGAUGCGCUGCUUCGUCUCCGGGUCCAGGAUCACAACCUCGUGCACCCCGCCGUCCAGCGUCCGCAUGUCCCUGCCCAGCUUCGCCACCCGGGCCCCCAUCGCCACCGCCCCGGGGCCCGAAGGCUCCUUGGGGCCGGACCACGAGGCGUCAAAGUCCGCGUCGCCGUGGCCCCGCUGGUAGCACUGCAGCUGGCCGCCCCACAGCCCGCCAAAGUAGAGGUACGAGGCCUCGUCGUCGUCGACCAGCACUGCCGGGUCGAUCGAGUAUGUCCCUGGGAUGAACGACUCGUCGGCCGUGAAGGGCCCCUCGGGCCUGUCGCCUACUGCCACGCCGAUGCGGAAGAUGCCCUCCUUGUCGCGCGCCGGGAAGAACAGGUGGUACUUGCCCGUGGCAGGGUUGCGCGCUGCGUCGGGCGCCCAGAGCUGCUUGGACGCCCAGGGCACGUCGGCCAGCGUCAGGACGGCCCCGUGGUCCGUGACCUCCGACGCCGGGUCCAGCGAGUCCAGGCUGAAGACGUGGUAGUCGGCCAUGUCGUACUGGUCGCCGUUGUCGUUGAACUUGAUGUCCGUCUCGCGGUCAUGCGACGGGUAGAUGUAGACCCUGCCAUUGAAGACGUGUGCCGACGGGUCCGCCGUGUAGACAUGUUUGAUGAGGGGUGCCAUGCUGCGCGGGCGUGUGUGCUGCUCUCGAUUGUCCGCCCGGCGUUGAUCCAACUGCCCAGGUAGACAGACUACUUCGGUACUCAAGUAGGGCGUGCUAUUCGAAGCCGAAAUGUACGGUGACUCGAGUCGGGAGGUAAGUCUUGGUCAGUCAAUGAAUGGGUGAGCCAACAGAGGCAUCAAAAGAGCAGUGGCAGAACUUUAUAUCAACUCAUCGCGACCCAAUUGACCCGUACAACCGCCCCUACAAGCGCAGGGUGGGCCAAGAGAUACUGUUCAAAUGGGGCCAAGCGCAUCCACUCGCAAAGCAGUUGGGUUAGUUGGAGGCAUCGCAUUUACCCCCCAAUUUAGCCGGCGGGAUCCUGCAGGCAUGUCCUCUGUUCUCUCCCUAUGGGGGUCGCCGUCCCCUCUCGUCCGAGCUGCCCAGCCGGGCCGAGACAUUUUUCGUCGCUGAUGAGCCCAGAGUCUAGCAGCCGAAUCGGUGGAAGGAUCCAUUGUCGAAGUCCAAGCGACGCGCUGCCCGGCCUCGUUGAUUGCACGCGUCAGCAG
Molecule: messenger RNA, 2986 nt
Organism: Diaporthe batatas
Lineage: Eukaryota; Fungi; Ascomycota; Sordariomycetes; Diaporthales; Diaporthaceae
Exons: 2
Coding region: 508-1320 (270 amino acids)
Source: RefSeq, a predicted model, not a curated record